Molecule: messenger RNA, 1411 nt
Organism: Danio rerio (zebrafish)
Lineage: Eukaryota; Metazoa; Chordata; Actinopteri; Cypriniformes; Danionidae
Gene: mpped2
Product: metallophosphoesterase domain containing 2b
Molecular function (GO): hydrolase activity
Source: RefSeq, marked validated
CCCUCGAUUCCGCUGCACUGCUCUCUGACCCCAGUGGCAAAGCGCGCUUACUGCACUCGUCUCUCUCGGGCUCCCCCUCUUCUCUUCUGUCUCCCUCCUUCCUUGGCUGUCGCAUUUCAGUGAGAGUGCUGGAGGAGAGAGACCCUGGGGGUCGAAGGUUCUGCCCUGCCCGCCGCGACCCCAACCCUUUACGGCUUCCGAAACAUCCGAUGCCCGCCGCCUUUGACACAUCAGCGGACCACCUCCAAGCGCUUUUGGGCCAAAAGAGAAGGUGGUGACUCAGAUUCAAGCCUCGGGACUAAAGGAUGCUUGCUCACCGGAUCUCCCCUGUUCCUCUGUGACCUGCUCAUGCCCCAACCAGAGGUGCCAUGGCGCGCAGAAUAUCCUCCCAGGGGAAGGUCACCAUCUCCGUGGAUGAGUACAGCUCCAACCCGACCCAAGCCUUCACCCACUACAACAUCAACCAAAGCCGCUUCCAACCCCCUCACGUCCACAUGGUAGAGCCGCUUCCUUACGAUGCACCGAAGUCUGUGGGUCAUACGCGUUUUGUCUGCGUCUCAGACACACACUCUAGGACAGAUGGAAUCCAGAUGCCUUUCGGCGAUGUGUUGCUUCACACGGGAGACUUUACUGAGCUCGGCCUGCCGUCUGAAGUGAAGAAGUUUAAUGACUGGUUAGGCGGCCUUCCCUACGAGUACAAAGUUGUCAUCGCUGGAAAUCACGAACUUACCUUCGAUAAAGAUUUUAUGGCGGAACUCAUAAAGCAGGAUUACUACCGUUUCCCCUCAGUGUCCAAACUGAGGUCUGAGGAUUUUGACGACGUUCAGUCCCUCCUCACAAACUGUGUGUACUUACAGGACUCUGAGGUCACCAUUAAAGGAUUCAGGAUAUACGGGGCUCCCUGGACCCCGUGGUUUAAUGGAUGGGGCUUUAACUUACCUCGUGGCCAGUCUCUCCUGGAUAAGUGGAACCAGAUCCCCGAAGACGUGGAUAUUCUUAUGACACACGGGCCUCCGCUGGGGUUCAGAGACUGGGUGCCUAAAGAACUGCAGAGAGUGGGCUGUGUGGAGCUACUCAACACUGUACAGAAGAGGGUCCGACCCAAACUUCAUGCAUAUGGAGGAAUCCAUGAAGGGUAUGGAAUCAUGACAGACGGUUACACCACGUUCAUCAACUCUUCCACAUGUACAGUGAGCUUCCAGCCCACCAAUCCACCAAUCAUAUUUGAUCUCCCAAACCCAGGAAACUCCUGAGACUCAUUGAAGCCUCUACUUUUUCUACAUAACUCUUCCUUAAUUAAAAGUAAAAAGUCUUUUUGUACUGCUUGUAUUUAAAUGCAUGGAAAUGAAAUAUUUUUUAAAGUCGGAUUGAAGCCGGCACCAUUUGAAUGACUAUUGAAACAUGUGAAUUC